This is a messenger RNA of Microdochium trichocladiopsis, 1554 nucleotides long. RefSeq names its product acyl-CoA N-acyltransferase. The transcript is spliced from 2 exons. NCBI's taxonomy places the organism in Eukaryota, Fungi, Ascomycota, Sordariomycetes, Xylariales, Microdochiaceae. The record is from RefSeq and is a predicted model, not a curated record. The coding region runs from base 1 to 1554 and encodes 517 amino acids. Gene Ontology annotation, biological process: siderophore biosynthetic process.
AUGGCGCCUUCGGUUGUCUACCUGCCCGAUGGCCAGUACUUUACGGUCCAACCCGUCUUCUCUGGGCUGUUCUUCAAGCUCAACGAUGCUCAGCAGAGCUCCCACCCAGCUCCCUAUCCCGCAGGGUGGACUGUAGUCCUGCACAGCGAAGACAAUGUCGAGAACCAUGUCGACGGCCUGACAAUUCAGGAUGACGACGAUGAGGCGCGAUCAAGACGGAGUCACAGCCACAGGUACAGCAAGCCGACGUUGCAGAAUGACACCCUUUUCAUUUCCUCCAUCUCCAACCCGUCAAGCACCGACCCGCCUGCCAGCGCGUCACGCCAGAUUGCUCUCAUGCUGUGGAUCACUCUCUAUUGGUACUUCCACCAAACCGAGCCAUCGCCUUACACGGAGACCAAGUCGUCCCGUGCGACACCUCUCGAGGCAAAACCUCGAGGCGAUUGGCGAAUCCGCAUCAAGAGAGACGGCGUCCUCCGAACGCGCAACAUGAUACCCAAGCUCGAGAGAAUGGGCCUGAUCACCUCAAUGGACACUUCCGUCGGCACCGGACCUGAAGCUGGAACACAAGGCUGGGACACGAUGUAUGUGACCCGGAGCGUAUUCUGGCAGAUACCCAGCGGGCUCUUCCUCUUCAAUUUGCAGACUCAUCGGCAAAAUUCGAUUCCUGGGUCGCCGCUGCCGACAAGUCGCCCAACGUCGCCUGUGCGAAACGAGGUGGCCCAACAGAACAUCAACUCCGCGAGCCAUGCCCAUACUCACCACCUCAGCGUCGACUCGAUUCAACUGCCACAACCAAUCACAAGCACUCCCACAUUCCCAAUAGGGCCAUACUUCUCGCCUUCGAGACUACCGACAUACUAUCCACCACCACCCCUGCGGUACACUGUCACGGGCGGAGUACGGCACCCCAUUCGUCCGAAGCCUCCACAGAUGGGCGAAGUCUUCUACGCGCGAUACAUUCCCAGUACCGGAAAGUACCUAUCGAUCCGGGUUGCCUCAUCGUCGCCUCGGCCAGUCAAUUACUUUGGCCCAGUUGCGGAUGCUGAAAGAGAGCAUGCCCAUCUGAUGAACUUGUCAGACACAUCGCUGAUGCAAAUGUGGCUGUCCAACCCUCGAGUCUCCAAGUUUUGGGGAGAGUUUCACGCCGAGUUCCUCACCAAUGCGCUCAAGUCGCAGCACUCUUUCCCUGCUAUUGCCAUGUGGGAUGGAGUACCGUUUGCCUAUUUCGAGAUUUACUGGGUCAAAGAGGAUAUUCUCGGCCAAGCACUGGGCCAUGAAGUGGGCGAUUUCGACCGUGGGUUCCAUGUGCUUGUCGGAGAGGAGUGGGCUCGAGGAAAAGUGUCGUUAUGGAUGUCUAGUCUCGUGCACUGGGCGUGGCAAAAUGAUUACAGAACCUCGAAUGUGUGGCUGGAGCCCCGGGUGGACAACCACAAGUUCCUGCAACGGCUGCUAGAGAACGGCUUCGCCAAGAUCCGAACCGUGGCCUUCCCUCACAAGCAAGCAUCCGCAUGCAGACUGAGCAGAGAAGCAUGGGACGGCCCAGCAAUCUGA